Messenger RNA from Acanthosepion pharaonis, 666 nucleotides. NCBI's taxonomy places the organism in Eukaryota, Metazoa, Mollusca, Cephalopoda, Sepiida, Sepiidae. The record is from the annotation of a GenBank genome assembly.
AUGCCCAGUCGAUUCUCGUCAACAACACAUCUUUGUCUCUUCUCUGAUCCGUUCCUCCCUGAUCUGCUGCCUCAGUCCUCUGCUCCGUUGUCUCAAACCUCUGCUCCCAGAUCGCUAGCAGCAGUCCUUUUUAUUGAAAAAGUGACCGUGAUAUCGAUUAUCUCUCUUUGUAUCUCUCUCUCUCUCUCUCUCUUUAUCUCUCUCCAUCUCUCUCUCUCCCUCUCUCUAUUUCGCUCUCUCACUGUCACCCUCUUUCGCUUUGUCUCUGGGCAUAACUUUCUCCUCCUCGUUCUCCCUUUCUUUCCGUUUAGCUUUAAAUGUGUCUUUAUCUAUCUCUCUCCCUCUCUCUCUCUCUCUCUCUCUCUCUCUCUCUCUCUCUCUGGACUUCACUAUCUCCAUCGUUCUCACUCUCUCUCUUUCUGUUCUGUAUCUAUCUAUCUAUCUAUCUAUCUAUCUAUCUCUCUAUCUAUCUAUCUAUCUAUCUAUCUAUCCAUCUAUCUGUCUGUCUCGAAUAUUCAACUCGUUUUCGUUCUUGCAAUUGGCGCCAUGCAUCCUCGUCCAUCGCCUCCUCCACAAGGGCACAGUCGACAAGGCUGGGGAUGGGACUCUACCGUCGAUAACAGACACAUCCAAACUACACAAAAGAAGAAAUAUGGAAAACAAUGA